AUGUUCGGCGUCGUGUUCCCAAAUCGUAGUUUCCCGAUGGACAUAUCUACUUUUACCCAAAUCGACACCUUCCACUGGCUCCUAGACAUGAACACAUUCGUUGGUGAGGCGUAUGAUUCAAUCCGCGAAGUCUGCAUCUUUCUUCUCAAUAAUUUCACUCUUCCACCUGACAAAGCCCUAGCUGUGUACAUCCAAUCGCCUGGGUCCCCAUUCCAAUUCGUCGGCGCAGUAACCCUAGCCCGCCCUUCCGCCGUCCUCUCCCUUCCCUGGCCUGAUCCAGGCGGCGAAGGACUUCACAAACAGCUCACCGCCCCCGACGCCGCCCCUCUCUCAGCCAAAAUCGGAGUUUCCGUUGAAGACCUGGCCUCUCUCCCAUCACUUGAUGUGGCAGCGGAGAAAAGGAUUGAGCGGCUGGCUAUGAAGGUUGGGGAAAAUUUGUUUAAUUUUAUGCAAUCGUUUUGUGGAGUUGAUGGGAGCAAAUUGGUGGUGCCAAUGGAUAUAUUGGAUCGGUGGUUUAAAAAGUUUCAAGAACGGGCGAAACGAGAUCCUGAGUACUUGAAGGGAUUUGCUUUGUAGUGUGAAUUAAGGUACACUGCCUUUAUUUUUAUUUUUUUGUCAAACAAGUUUGUAUUUUGCAUUCAAAGUGUUCGAUCAAAUGUCUGUGACAUAAAAGCUUGAGUUUUAGUGGCAGUCUAAUUUAAUUUGUGAGCAAUCUUCUUCUCCAAACAUAAUAUUUCAAUGUAUUACUUGAACAUGUGAUGAUUCUCAAGAACAAAAUGGGCACAAAAAUCAUCUUUUUAAGUUGCAAAUUGGAUUGUAUAACCUUUUGAGACA
This is a messenger RNA of Lactuca saligna, 834 nucleotides long. Lineage: Eukaryota; Viridiplantae; Streptophyta; Magnoliopsida; Asterales; Asteraceae. The record is from the annotation of a GenBank genome assembly.